This is a messenger RNA of Cyclopterus lumpus (lumpfish), 2511 nucleotides long. Its product is annotated as piggyBac transposable element-derived protein 4-like. The transcript has 3 exons. The coding region runs from base 1167 to 1502 and encodes 111 amino acids. NCBI's taxonomy places the organism in Eukaryota, Metazoa, Chordata, Actinopteri, Perciformes, Cyclopteridae. The record is from RefSeq and is a predicted model, not a curated record.
AACCGUGGCGAGCAGCGUGAAGUCUGCCGAUUCCAACGAAGAAGAGCAGUCCUGUUCGGGCCUCAGCCGCCAUGAUCGGUGGAGUACCGUUUGUAACCGAUUAUCGAUUAUCGAUUAUUGAUUAUCGAUUAUCGAUUAUCAUGCGCGCACUCGGACAGUGGUGAACGGCGGGAAACCCAGGGCCCGGGCAAAAACGGUCCGGAAGUGACAUCACAAGGAAAAGAAAAAAAAAGGAGCUCGCCGCGUCGACGUCACGGCGACCAGCCAAUCACAGCGAGGCGAACGGGACCGGACGCGAAAACCGAAAAGGAACUAUGCGCGCGCCGUUUUUUCGAGACUGCUCGCACUUUGUUUGAGGAGCUCGCGACCGCCCCCCCCCCAACACCCCCCCCCCCCAAACAAACAUGGCAUCAAACAGCACGGAGGAGGCGCCCGUUGUGAACGAGGACGACGGGGAGUCCGGAGCGGAGAGCUUCUUCACGGACGAAGACAUGGCUCACCAAGAGGGAAUCGAUCCGGAGGAGGACCUGCUAAUGGGCCCUACAUAUGUACAGAGGGAGCCGGAGGCGGAGUCCGCCAUGUUUCUAACGGGAGCCCAGAAGGGACAAACCCAACACUGGCUAUAGAGAGAGCCCCUCGUGUUUUUUUAAGAGGACGCUGAGGAGCCGAGCCCCUCUGCUGCAGGAAAUGCCUCCAUAGAAGAAGAAGAAGAAGAAGAGCCGCCCAGAGAGCGAUCUCUUUCCCCACCACAUAAAAAGAGUUCCCAAGGCUCCAGGUUUGCACGAGAAGCACCAACACCUCAGCCAGAACCCCCGACCGCGGCCUGGAAAACCGAUACAGAUCCCGAUUCGUGUCCGGCGCCCAAAAGAUUCAUCCCGGCGAGACCGCCGGGUCACCAGCUGAACUCCAACACCACGUACACGCCGCUGGACCUGUUCAAGCUGUACUUCAGCAACGACACGGUUAAAACUCUUUGUCAAAACACCAACAAGCAAGCUGCGAAAAACAUCGAAAGGGGCAAAAAGUACUCGUGGACCGACCUCGACGCCCAGGAGUUCUUCAAGUACGUGGGCCUGACGUUCUUCUUCGUGCUGGUGAAGCUGGACAACGUCCAGGAUUACUGAAAAAAGAGUAGCAUCUUCAGCGUGCCGUUCCCGGCCAACGUCAUGCCGUGGGACCGGUACUGGGUGAUCUCUUGGAACGUCCACAUGAGCGACCCCGAGAGGGACACGCAGAACGACCGGAGGAAGGGGACGCCGGGCCACGACGGCCUGUUUCGACUGAAGCCCCUGCUGGACUCGGUGAAGGACGCGUGCAGAUCUUCCUACCACCCGAGGCAGAACCUCUCGGUAGACGAGAGGGCGGCGCCGCUGCAGCGCAUGAAGGGCAAGCCGACCAAGUGGGGCUUCAAGCUCUUCGCUUUGGCCGACGGCAGCAGCGGCUACACCUGGGAUUUCACCGUGUACACGGGGAAGUCGCCGCUCCCCCCGACGCCGUCAUGACCCUGGUGAAGACGGCCUGCCUGGGCAGCGGCUUUCAUUUAUACGUGGAUCAUCUCUACACCAGUCCGAGACUCUUCAAGGAUCUGUUCGGCCUGAACAUCGGGGAGUGUGGCACGUACGGGGCCAACAGAAGAGGGUGCCCGCGCACAGACUCGAACGCGCUGAGCAAAAAGGACCCCAGGAGCUCCAUCAGGUGGAUCCGCGACGGCCCGCUGGUUUUCGUGAAGUGGAUGGACGGCCGCGAGGUCGCCGUCUGCUCCACGAUCCACCCGGCGUACUCCGGGAGCUCCGUGCAGAGGAGGGUCAAGUCUCCGGGCGGCGAUGGGCCGCCAAGUACAUCCCGUUAUAUAUGAUUUAACUCUAUUUUAAAUCAUUUUGAGUUGAGCUUUUUAUUUAUUAAUUUUUCUGACUGCAUGUCAGUGACUGGACUCACCCGCUCAAGCUGGAUGCAGAACGUCUGAUCCCAGUUCAGCCUGCUGGCGGCGCACCAGCGCGUCCGGCCGACCACUCUGCUGUCCAGCCGGAGCACCGCGCUGAUCUCCGCUGAAGAAAUAACCAUAACUUCACCACAACCGUGAGGAACCGACCCAUCUGACCCUCCUGCUCUGCUUACAGAACGUGUUUCUAGGAAAAAGUCUGAUCAUAACUAUAAACUGUGUAAGUUAAAAGUAAUAAUGCACAAUAACACGGAGGAAGUUCAUUUCAAGCGUGAAAAAUAUAUUUUCUGGACUAGAAAACAGGUGAAAUAAAAUAUCUGAGUGUGUUCAAAGACGCAAAGCAGUGUGACAACAGUUCAUUUGAAUUAACUUAAAGAUGCAUUCAUUGUUGUUUGGGAACUUUGGAGCAGAAAAACACCACAACGUCACAACUCUAUCAUGUUAUCAUCUAACAACGUUGAGCUACGGCUAAACCUGAGUCUCUUUGUAGUUGUUUUGUGUCUCUUUGUAGUUGUUUUGUCUCUUUGUAGUUGCUUUAUUGUCAUUUUGUCUCUUUGUAGUUGUUUUGUGUA